AUGGAGGCGCCAUUAGGACCGAAGCCGGCCCUUCCAGCGCCGGGCGGCGGCAUACAGCACCUCCUGAACCCAUCCAGCUCAACACAACUGCCUUCGCCGCCGCUCCACUCCCCACCAAGGGCAGGGCCAACAGGGGCUAAGGAGCAGCAGCAGCAACAGCAGCAGCAUCAGCAUCAGCAUCAGCAUCAGCAUCAGCAUCAGCAGCAGCAUCAGCAGCAGCAGCAGCAUCAGCAGCAGCAGCAGCAUGGGCAGCACAACCCGAGCUUUCCUGGAAGACGGAUCUUGCCGGGUAUCAGUCGCUCCGUUAGCCUAAGGGGCCCAGGCGCAGUGAGAGGGAUGGAGCAACAGAGGCACUCCUUCUCCCGUUCGCGCAUGGGCUCGCCUUCUCACCACGCGCCUUCUCCACUCCACCAGAUCCCGCCUCUGUCGAGUAUACAGACCCACGGACCGGCACUUCCGAUUCCAUACGCCAACGCCCCUCCCGGCCGCGAGAACACGCCGUCCGGACUCAGGUCGAUUUCGCAACCGCUUUACGGCCCCAGCGACCACAGCCCCGCGAGCUCUCCCGACGAAGAGGAAGACGACGACGAUAGCAUGGGGCCGGACAGGAAGCGCGUCAAGAUGGGAAGGCCGCCGAAGCCCGGGAGGUGGAUGCUUAGUUGGCGGGAUCAGGCGGGCUGGUAUCCGCAGGGCGGCCAGGCAGGAGGAGGAGGAGGCAUGAUGGCGGUGCCCAACGCAGGGACGCUAAUACGCGACUUUGUAACGAGUGGGGGAGCCGAGGACGGCACGGGGCUGGCGCUUCAGAUCCAACCCGAGGGCGCCGAGGCCAUCCGCGUCGACGUGGACAUGUUCCAGGCGUCAAGGGAGGCCGACAACGAGAGGAAGCGCAACGCCAACGCGUCGCGUCGGUUCCGCGAUCGCAAAAAGCAGGAGAUCCAGAUCAUCAAGGAGCAGAAUGCGGAGCUGCAAAGGCAGAACGGCGAUUACAAAAAGGAGCUGGAGGACAUGGAGGCGCGGCUGAACCGGGCCCAUGCCGAGCGCGACUUUUACCGCGACGAAAGGAGUAGGCUGCACAGCAUCGUCCGCGGUAACACGGACCUCUUGCGCGAGGCUGAGCGGACAGCCCCCCCGACCAGCCCGACCAUGUGGUCGGCCCUGCCGAGGCACGCCAGCUCUGCCCUGCCGGGCCCGGGCCCGGGCGAGAUGCAGCACCCCGGCUCGCGGGGCCCGUCGCAGCCCUCGUACGAUGCGAUCUACCACAGCGACGACUCUCCCCAGGGGCGCAUGAGCCUGCCGCCCGUGCGUCGCCGCCGGACCGACCAGGGGCCCGGCGCCGACUUUGGCUCAGCCUCGUCCUACAGCGGCACCUCGUUUCAGAGCCCCCACCAGGGGCCGCAGCACCACAUCACCUACGGCCCUGGCCAUCCGUAUGGCGCCUCGGGCGCCGGAGCUACGCCGCCUCUUCGGCAGGACUCUCGCCACUCGCGGCCUGGCCUCCUCCCGCGAGGCCCGCCCCCGAUCCUGCCCGUCGGACCGUCGUCCCACGGGCCGCAGCACGGCCACCACGGCCCGCCGCACCUGCAACACCCGCAGCCGCAUCACGGCCAGCCGCCUCCUUAUCCCCAGCAGCCGGGCGCUGUAGGCUCAUUGAAACGGGCUGGGCCACCGUAA
This is a messenger RNA of Gaeumannomyces tritici R3-111a-1, 1671 nucleotides long. RefSeq lists its product as hypothetical. Bases 1 to 1671 code for a protein of 556 amino acids. Gene Ontology annotation, molecular function: DNA-binding transcription activator activity, RNA polymerase II-specific; RNA polymerase II transcription regulatory region sequence-specific DNA binding. Lineage: Eukaryota; Fungi; Ascomycota; Sordariomycetes; Magnaporthales; Magnaporthaceae. Gene Ontology annotation, cellular component: nucleus. Gene Ontology annotation, biological process: regulation of transcription by RNA polymerase II. The record is from RefSeq and is a predicted model, not a curated record. The transcript has a single exon.